Molecule: messenger RNA, 663 nt
Organism: Nematocida ausubeli
Lineage: Eukaryota; Fungi; Microsporidia
Exons: 1
Coding region: 1-663 (220 amino acids)
Biological process (GO): endoplasmic reticulum to Golgi vesicle-mediated transport
Cellular component (GO): endoplasmic reticulum membrane; Golgi membrane; endoplasmic reticulum-Golgi intermediate compartment
Source: RefSeq, a predicted model, not a curated record
AUGGAAUUCCAAAUGGACAUGCAGAAACAGGCAAUCUCCUUGGGUAGUACAUAUAUAAAUAGGGCAGUCUCAUUCAGUAAAUUUGAAAUAAUCAAGAGAUACUUUCAAAUAGAUAAUUCUUAUAUAUGCCAUAAAUUAGCCAUGAUAAUAUACCCGUAUACAACAGAGCAAUGGUCAUACACCACAGACAGAGACAUAACAGGCGUACUAAUUAGUCAGCCAGAUAUGUAUAUACCACUUAUGGCCAUAAUAUCAUAUAUAUUAUGUAUAUCCUGUGAGAUGGAACUAAAUAACACCUUUACUCCAACUGCCUUGGGUAAUAUUACUACAAAAGCAUUUCUAAUGGGACUAUUAGAGAGUGCUGUAAUUAAGUCUGCUAGUUUCUUCUUUUAUGCUAAUAUUAAUAUCACAGAUAUAAUUGCAUUUGUAGGAUAUAAAUAUGUGACAGUUAUUCUGAUUAGACUUAUAUCUUAUAUAUGUAAUAUUAUUAUAUCCAAGGUAUCUGCAAUUUAUUUGACAGUUUCAUUCUGUUUAUUCUUAGGGCGCUCAUUAAAGUGCUUUCUAAUUUUAAAUGAACAUGAAAUUCUGGUGAAGAAAAGGAAGAUGUACUUUUUGUUUUUGAUCGUAUUAAUGGAAGGUCUUUUCCUAUUGCUCCUGAAAUAA